AUGGCUUCGCCUUCGGAGGACUUCCUCAGCGAGGAAGAAUGGAGUGCGCCGAGCAUCCCAACUCCAGCUGGUGACCUGGAGGACGGCGACGCGGCGCAGGGCGAGCCGCCCGCUGAACAGGGGGAGGACUGGCUCGCCGAGAGCCCUGGCAGAGGUCCGAGCCCUGAGCAGGGCGAUGCCCAGGCUCUCGUGCCGCUGGAGUCGGCGCCAGUGCUGGCCCAGCCAGCGGCGGCGCUGGUGGUUGCACCUGCUGGCGGCGUCGGCGCGGAGCCGCUGCAGGGCUCGCUGGCCAGCCUGACGCGGGUGCUGGUGGAGAAACGCUAUGCCGACGAUGGCAUCGUCACGCUGUCGUCGGCCACGGCGAUGGCGGACCGCCUCGGCAUUGCGCGUGGCCACUUCAGGGAGUGCGUCUACGCCGCGGCCCACGCUGCCUUUGCCGCUGCCCAGACGCAAGUCGUCUCGCUCGUGAGCCGAGUUCUUGCUGCGACUAGGUCUCGUGACGAGACCGCGCCCGUCGUUACACCCUUGGUCUUCUUCAGGAAGCGGAAGUACGACGGGGCGCGCAUGAGGCUCGGCACCACUGCGUCCAUGGUGUACGACGACGACGUCAUCGAGGAGCGGGCCGUCGGUUCGCGCGAGAUCUUCGUCGUGAAGGGCGAGUUCGGCAUCGUGAUGCGUCGGCGGCAUGGUGAUGCAUGCCAGUUCUUGCACGUGUGCGGCACCGUGCCCACGCGUCUCAGCGUGCUGGAAGGGAGCGCUGCAGAGGUCGUUCACGCGGCGUUGCGCGACCAGCUGGAUUCGCCUUGGGAUCGCAUGGUGGACCGGAGGUUCCCCCGGCUGGUCGACGUCGCCUGCUGCGACGCUGCCAGCGGCAACCUGCGCUCUGAACGCGCCUUUCGUGAGACGAUGCCUCUCCGAGCUCAGAUUGUUUUCCUGUGCCGUGCGCACAAGAAAAAGAAGGUCGCUGAGAAUUCGCUCAAGACGAUUCGGCCUUUCGACACGAACCUCGUUCGCUGCCAGAUGUCGUUGACAGGGGACCAUCUCCUGGGAUUGAGGCACCAUGCCAGGCUGCUCCAUGGAGAACAGCUCGUGGUCAAGCGGGGUGUGCCUCCAGCGGAUGCCACUGCGCACCGCGAUGCCAUAUGGAAGCUGUGCUCCGACAGCGAUGACCCGACCACUGUGUAUCGCAGGGAGGUGGUGUCCCGCCUGUACAAUGGCGACAUCCGUAAGCACGGCGUCAUCGAGCACUACUGCAGAGGGUGUUGCGAAUCGCCGCGGCACACGUUGUUCUUGAUGCGGCGGCACGGCGUCCCAGCGCUGUUCGGCAGGAUUGACGUUCUGAACAGAGCCAACUGGGUCAACCAGACACGGAGCCACAGAUGUGUUGGCGUGCCAGCUGCUGUUCAUGGCAUCUUUCAGGCAUCGUACCUGCGCGCGAUGCCUGGGAAGGCUCCCAAGGCGCCGCGCGGGGCCGCUGGCGCUGAGGGCGGAGCAGACGCCGACGACGAGAACGCGUUCAAAGAGGAGCAGGACAAGCGGGUUGCUGGCAGCCGCGCGUGGAUGCUCAGCGGCGCCGUCGAAGAUGGCAUGUUCUUGGGCACGGUGCUGGCUACGCGCGCGGACGCGUGCGUCUCGAGGCAGUUGGCUACCAGCGGUUCGUCAUUCGAGAAGGCUCAGCAGCACAGAGUGUCCCUCGGGCAGCCCAGGACUUACGAAGCGUGGCUUGCGCAUGAGGAUGCCAACGCCAUCGAGUUGCUGAGCGGCGCGUACCUGGCCAUAUUCGACGUGGCAGCGUGGUACCCGUUGCAGGACCGCACGGAGGCGACUGCGCUGAAAGUGUACCGCAUGUUGGCACGGAUGGGCGGGGUUGCGGACCAUCUCGUUCACAGGGCCAAUCGGAAUUGGCCGUUGCCGCUGCUAUAUUCCUUGAAGGACCCAAGUAUUGUGCAGGUCCUUGGGGAGACCAAGAGCUGCCUCCCGGAUGAGUGCACUGAGGAUUUCUGCAGCUUCUACGCGGGCCGAUUGGAUUCGGCAGAAGCCAUGAGCGAGCUGAAGGGCGUCCUUGUCAUGACCGACACGGACACCGCCGACGCGGAGAGGUUGCAUUCGGUGAACCAGAGGGCUGCGCGCUUCAGGGUCUGGACCCACAUUGAAUCCGUGGAGGAGGUGAGUGCUCAUUUCACGUCGCACAUGGCGGGUGACUUCGACGUGUUCGCAGCACCGCGCCCUGACCUUCAGAGAGGGCCUGCCCAGAAGCGGAAGCGCCUGGUGUGCGACCCGCGGCGUGGGCACAACAGCCUCCAGAAUUGGACGUGGCGAGCGUUUACGUACAUGAACGGUGCCAGUGUGUCUGGAGCAUCGUCGAUCGAGUUGUCAGAGAUGUAUUCCAAGCUGAGCGGGGAGGAGCUUGAGCAGUACAGGCUCCUGGCUGCCAUUGCACGGGAUCGUCAUCUUUCUGGCGAGCGCGGUUUCGACGGGCGUCGGAGGGCAAGAACGUCCUCGGCGUCUGGCGGCAUGUCGCCAUCUUUCGGCGCGGCGCCGAUCUGUGACCAGCGAGGGGAGUCGGCGGGCGAUGCUCGACCUCAGAAGUCGCAGUUCGCUGAUGUGCCCUCGCUGAUCCUGCAGGCUUCGCCAGCUGCUCGGGCGGCGGCUAUUCGCAGGCGCCGCAGGGAGGGCGCGCUCGAGGCCCGCGUGGCUGGCGAGGUGCGCGAGGCUGCCGCCGCGUCCAGGCAGCCCAACCAUGAGCAGGACAACGACAUGUUCUCCGUCGUGGAUCGGGCCGCUGCCCCCGUCGGCGACAUCGAGAUUCAGGUUGACACCGGCAUGGUUUUGAAAUACCGCAGGCGCGCGUCCACCGUGACGUCGGACGCCGCCAACGCGUUGGAGGGCGAUGGUCGUGAGUCCGUGCAGCAGCGGGCUUCGGCAUGGGUGGCCAUGCAUCGCACGCUCACGGUGCCCAGCGCGCCUCCCUUGGGCCGUUGUUCCACUCCCCGCAGAUGCUGCCACGAGGCGGAGACGUGCUUCCACGAGGACGGCGGCGACAGACUGCUGCUGAUCGAGAAGCACAUCAGGGCCGCGUUCGCCGCCCUGCGCGCUGCGUGCCCCGAUAAGGGCGCGAAGGCCUCGGCGCGCACCAAUUGGUUGCACCAUUGUAAUAUUACCGACCCCAUCUUCUCAACGAGGGCCUGA
Prorocentrum cordatum is the source of this 3189-nucleotide messenger RNA. The record is from the annotation of a GenBank genome assembly. NCBI's taxonomy places the organism in Eukaryota, Dinophyceae, Prorocentrales, Prorocentraceae.